CGUGCGAUUUAUUUUCAACGGAAAAUCCAUUAAAAGAUUAUCCUGGUUAAAUGUUGGUUCCAAUUUUUCUAUAGAACUUUAUUUUUGUCGUUUUUCAUAUUAAUUUAUACGCGUUGUGAGUACUAUUAUACGACUUUAGGUUUUCUACAUUUUUUAGAAAACAGUGUCUCAGUUUGUGUAAAAAAUGAGAGAAAUUGUACACAUUCAAGCUGGCCAAUGUGGAAACCAAAUCGGAGCAAAAUUCUGGGAAGUUAUAUCGGAUGAGCAUGGAAUCGAUCCAACUGGAACUUAUCACGGAGAUUCUGAUUUGCAGUUGGAGAGAAUUAAUGUAUAUUACAACGAAGCAACAGGAGGAAAAUACGUCCCGAGAGCUAUUUUGGUCGAUUUAGAACCUGGAACAAUGGAUUCAGUGAGAUCUGGACCUUUUGGUCAACUUUUUAGACCGGAUAAUUUUGUUUUUGGACAAAGCGGAGCUGGUAAUAAUUGGGCUAAAGGCCAUUACACUGAAGGAGCAGAACUAGUGGAUUCAGUUUUGGAUGUCGUCCGAAAAGAAGCUGAAGGAUGUGAUUGCUUGCAAGGAUUUCAGAUGACACAUUCUCUUGGAGGGGGAACUGGUUCAGGCAUGGGCACCCUUAUGAUAUCUAAAAUUAGAGAAGAAUAUCCAGAUCGUAUAAUGAACACUUUCAGCAUUGUGCCAUCUCCAAAAGUUUCAGACACUGUAGUCGAACCUUAUAAUGCAACCCUCUCUGUACAUCAACUAGUAGAAAACACAGAUGAAACAUUUUGCAUUGACAAUGAAGCAUUAUACGACAUUUGCUUCAGAACCUUAAGACUCACCACCCCUACUUAUGGAGACCUUAACCAUUUAGUUUCAGCCACCAUGUCUGGAGUGACCACAUGCUUACGAUUUCCUGGGCAGCUUAAUGCAGAUUUGCGUAAAUUAGCCGUGAACAUGGUACCAUUUCCGCGUUUGCAUUUCUUCAUAACAGGAUUUGCACCUCUUACUUCUCGUGGUAGUCAGCAGUACAGAGCUUUGACGGUUCCAGAAUUGACUCAGCAAAUGUUCGAUGCCAAGAACAUGAUGGCUGCCUGUGAUCCAAGACAUGGAAGAUACUUGACAGCAGCAGCUAUUUUCAGGGGUCGGAUGAGCAUGAAAGAGGUGGAUGAACAGAUGUUGAAUGUUCAAAACAAGAACAGCAGUUAUUUUGUUGAGUGGAUACCAAAUAAUGUAAAAACUGCAGUUUGUGACAUACCUCCAAGGGGUCUGAAAAUGUCAUCUACCUUUAUUGGAAAUAAUACGGCUAUUCAAGAAUUGUUCAAGCGUGUUUCAGAACAAUUCACAGCUAUGUUUCGACGUAAAGCUUUCCUGCAUUGGUAUACUGGUGAAGGCAUGGAUGAGAUGGAGUUUACAGAGGCUGAAUCUAACAUGAACGAUCUUGUGUCUGAAUAUCAACAGUACCAAGAAGCUACUGCAGAGGAAGAAGGAGAAUUUGAAGAAGAAGAGGCUGUCUGAACUAUUUUUGUCUUGUUUAAUUAAUCUCAUCUGGUUCAUGCAUAUUUUUUGGGACAUAGUUUAAAGAAAAAAUUCACUCUUUUUAUUUUUAAAUUGUUUGGCAUCUGUUACAAUUUUCAAAUUUUCUUCUUUAAAAAAAAAGUUAAGUUUAAAGUAUGAUCAUACUUUUUCCUCAAUAUGUGCUUUUUUGAUAUAAAUACGUUAUUUAAGAAGAGUUACUGCUUUAUAUUGAUGUUAAAUAAAAUCAGCUUACUAAAAGCUGAAUUCCUUUAUUAUACA
Parasteatoda tepidariorum (common house spider) is the source of this 1792-nucleotide messenger RNA. RefSeq names its product tubulin beta chain. Gene Ontology annotation, biological process: microtubule-based process. Lineage: Eukaryota; Metazoa; Arthropoda; Arachnida; Araneae; Theridiidae. The record is from RefSeq and is a predicted model, not a curated record. Gene Ontology annotation, cellular component: microtubule. Gene Ontology annotation, molecular function: GTPase activity; GTP binding; structural constituent of cytoskeleton.